GCUCGCGGUCCGACCGCCGCGCUCAUCACUCCGAGACGCACUCAGGUAGUUCGGCUAAAGAAGUGACGGGCCAUAUUUGCAAUGGUGACACCGCCUGUCGGUUCUUUCCCAGUAGACGCGCCAGAGCUGCAAUGAAGCUGCAGCCGCCUGGUCCUCCUGUCAGCACCUCCGAGUGUGUCUUAUUUAGUCAAACCAGGGGGUACAGGCUUUUCGUCAUCUCAUCCAUAAUUAACACGCGUGCCCGAAGCGUGGUCCCUCCGAGCAAAGAGCAGGGCUCGCUUCUCUCGUAGCCACGUGUCUAAAUGUCUCUGUCAAUGUCCUGUCCCCAUCUGCGGCGUGGGCGAGGUGUAAUGUAAACACGGCGGAUACUGACGUCAAGGUGCUCUGCGACCGCCAGGCAGGGGCGUCGUCCAUGUGGGCUUCAUGCUGUGGUCUGCUGAAUGAAGUUAUGGGUACUGGGGCCGUCCGAGGCCAGCAGCCAGGGUUCGGGGCCGGUGCCGGACCCUUCCGAUUUGCACCCAGCGCGGGAUACUCCACGUACCCGCCCGCCAGCUCAGGGAGUCCCUGUCUCGUAUGCAAGGCCUGCGGCCAGGCGUUUUCUGUCUUCAGGAGGAAGUAUAUUUGCUGUGACUGCAAGAAGAGUUUCUGCUCGCUGUGCUCCGUGCUGCAGGAGAACCUGCGCAUUUGUGCCACAUGCCAUUUGCUGAAAGCCACAGCCUUCCAGCGUUCUCGGCUCAUGCGUCUACGAGUAAAGGACCUGCGCCAGUACCUGCUCCUCCACAACAUUCCUACCGAUACCUGCAGGGAAAAGGAAGAUUUGGUCGACUUGGUGCUCUGUCACCAAGGCAUUGAGGAGGAGGAGGACCCUGACUCAGGCAGCCUCCACUCACGCUUCCUAUAUACCCCCUCUACCACACAAUCUGCCUCUGAGCUGUCUGCUUUUGUCGCCUCUCAGGAGGAAGCGCUCAGCAGGAGUGAUAGCUCUGAUACCAACCAGGAUAUAGGUGACGCUACAUCAAUGUCUCUCCUAAACCUGGAUCCCAGUGAACACACCCCUGAGGUGAGUCCUCAGACGCGAUGUCGGGCCAGAGCGUCACUCUCAGACAUCUCCAGCUUGCGGGACAUUGAGGGCCUGUCUGUCAGGCAGCUCAAGGAGAUUCUGGCCAGGAAUUUUGUCAACUAUUCAGGGUGCUGUGAGAAGUGGGAGCUGGUGGAGCGAGUAAGCAGACUGUACAGAGAAACAGAAGAAAACAGGAAAUCCAUGGAAAAUGUGAGCAGUACUGUAACCACAGACGGUGAGAAGGGUCCGCUGACGAUCCACGAUGACAACCUUUGCAGGAUCUGCAUGGAUGCCACGAUUGACUGCGUUCUCCUGGAGUGCGGCCACAUGGUUACCUGCACCAAGUGCGGCAAGAGGAUGAACGAGUGCCCGAUCUGCAGGCAGUAUGUUGUGCGGGCUGUGCAUGUCUUCAAGUCCUAAUGCACCAGUGCAGCACCACAGCGUCCAGCAUCUGAGCAGCAGCUCCGACUGAGACUGUACCUUAAAUCAACCAUGCAGCUCAUAACCAUUUGAAUCCCCAAAAGACCGAUUUUGUGGAUGUUUGUAUUCACAUUAUUUUGCACAUUGAAAUACUAUGGAAACAUUUCUUUGUUUUUCUUAAAAAUUUGACUCUUUGGUUUCACCAGUGUGCAGAGCAGAGGAUCAUACCCUCCUGUGAGUCAUUACUCAAGUAAACAUAUCCAGGACCUGUGUUCAUUCCAGAGUGUCUGUUUUGCUUUUCUUACAACUUUUCAACACAAAGAAUGUGUGGCACUCAGCCACCUGCAGUCUUGUUAUACACAACUCUUCAUCCUCAGAUCGGCCUAUAAACUGUAGCUGGCCCUCAAAAUCUGCUGAGCAUCCUUUAAAGCGCCUCUCUUUACAACUGCUGCAGGUGAAGACAAAUCUUGGUAACACGGAGGACAGACAUGAGCACGGGGGGGGGGGGUUAGGUGCCAAAUAAUGCCCCCCCCCCCAUGCUUUUCAUCCAUUUUAUUUCCCCGCAACUGGGCCAUCGUGCAUGGCUGUUAACAGAGGGCACUCUGUUCACUCUGUGUGGAUGCACGACUGCUCACAACCAACUGCAAACCAGUAAUGGAGGCUGAGGAAGCAUGUGCAGUUACUAUUGAAUACUUGUCCAAAUUUCAGCCCGACUGAUGGGACUUUCAAAGGUCGAUAACUUUGUUUAAGUCCGUAAGAAAAAGUAGAAACCAUUGAGCUUGUGGUUUCUUUUCUGGCUAAACUUGGGCGUUACUCGGCCCACAAAUGAGCAGUUGCUCUGCUGUUGUGCUUCAAGGAUACUGAUGACUUAUGAUGAACUCAAGUGUCUUUUUUUUCGUAUUCUUUUAUUCGCUUUUUCAAAAGCGCUCAAAUGAAUUACACAUUGAAAUGAUCAUGCAGACUCUUGUUAUUACAGCAAUAGCUAACCUCCUCCGCUGUCACCUCUGUCCCGUCUCAGCACUUUAGUGGAGACACUAGAAACAAAACCGGUGCUAACUCAUGCAACCAUCUCGCCCCUUCCCCCAGCUGAACCGUGGAUGUGAAACUGAACGUUUUUUUAUUUUUGUCGUUGUGUAUUGCUGGGAGUGGAAUGAAGUGUCUCAAUGCUCUUUAGUUGUUUUUCUCACGUAGGAGUAAUAUAUUGGACUAACUAUUCAAAGAUAUAGCGUCAAGUUUACUGACACCUGUGGUAUAGAAAGUAUAUAGAAAUAAUUACUUGCUAAUGUUCAUUUGCAUAUAUUGAUCCAUAUGAGAUGUGUAUAUAUCAAUUUUUUUUCUCCAUUUAAUUUAAAUUAAGUUAUAUCGGAUUGCUGAAAUGUCCCUGGGAUAUGUUUACCUGUCAAGUGGUUUGACGUGUUUUAAUCUCCAUAGGUUUGCUUGAACUUUCAGUCCCUCUUGAACCAGAACAUGACGAGAACCAAGACACUGGUGAUGUUAUAUCCUCCAUCCAUCUUCCCCCAGCUAUAAAGCUCAACUUCUUGUUUUGUUUUUUUUACCCUCUGUCCUGCACCCACACAAAUUCAACACUGCUGCUAUUACAGUAAAGUUGUUCCCUACAAUCAUGAAGCGUAGUGGAGCAGGUUGCACUUUUAGUUUAGAGAGGGCCUAUUUGUGUGCAAGGUUUGUCUCAGUAUUUGGGAAUGUCAAACUUUUUAUUUUGGUAAUUAAAGAUUCAAAAUUAA
Molecule: messenger RNA, 3222 nt
Organism: Scophthalmus maximus (turbot)
Lineage: Eukaryota; Metazoa; Chordata; Actinopteri; Pleuronectiformes; Scophthalmidae
Gene: rnf34a
Product: ring finger protein 34a
Exons: 7
Coding region: 413-1480 (355 amino acids)
Biological process (GO): proteasome-mediated ubiquitin-dependent protein catabolic process; protein K48-linked ubiquitination; negative regulation of extrinsic apoptotic signaling pathway via death domain receptors
Cellular component (GO): cytoplasm; plasma membrane
Molecular function (GO): ubiquitin protein ligase activity
Source: RefSeq, a predicted model, not a curated record